Astrephomene gubernaculifera is the source of this 329-nucleotide messenger RNA. Lineage: Eukaryota; Viridiplantae; Chlorophyta; Chlorophyceae; Chlamydomonadales; Astrephomenaceae. The record is from the annotation of a GenBank genome assembly.
AUCAGAUCACGCGGGGAUCGACCAUUGGCUAAACGAGGUACCAGGCUUGGCGGAUGACGCUGAUCUGGCAAGGUCCCUUACAGACUUCGCAUAUGGAGAUCUCCUAGACGAUCCAUCAACUUCCAGAGCAGUCCUGGAGUCAGAUCAUGUUGCUCCGCAGCUCCCAUCCUCUCCUAACACCAGUCCUGCCAGCAGCGGUGGGCCCGGCGGCGAGCCAGCCUGGUCCCAGGAAGCCCCAACCAGCCGCAGCGGCUCCCUCAGCCCUGGCAUCGUACAAAUGGAUCGAGCUCGAUCCACGGGAGCAAUCCGCAGCUUCAGCACAAACGACC